AUGAACAGAAACUGUGUGCUUGUUGUCUCCGCAAUCUCAUGGAGCUCAAUCACUCUGCUGGGACCUCGCGCGUCUGUAAAGUUCCACUCGUUCACCAACGAGAAUGGGGAAGAGGAGGCCGACGCAAGGAUGAUCGCAGAUGGUUUCUCACUCGUACAAGUCUUGAACAUUCGUCAUCCCGUGGGCUCCUUGAUCAGAGAGACAACUUGCGGUCAGCAGGUGAAGACACUGAGAGGUUUCGUGACCGUGAUGCUCAGCUAUGCAGGAGGAGGCAGGUUUUACGAUCUUGUUGACGGAGGGUUUGAUCGCGUGCGCGUCAUGGUGGGGCUUCGCAAGGUCUUGGAUGUUGUGGACAGCUUCUUGCAGUCGUCGUCGGUUGCCGUCAGCCAGGUGCUGAGGGAGAGAGCUAGGCAACGGGGGAUCGAAGACAAGAAGCUCGUGAGCUCGGGCAGCCAGGGGGAUGAUGACUUUUCCUGGUUCGACGAGCUGGAGCUUGAUCAAGAGUGCGAUGAAAGUGCCGGUCCGGUCAGAGGCGAUGCCUCCGAUGCAGGAAAACUGGAGGAAGGCUGCCGCAUGGCGUUUCGAGAGUUUGUCGGAGCAGUGUCCCAUGAAAGCCAGGAAGCUACUCGACUGGUGACGGCAAGUCUGAUCCAACUCGGCCGCCAUGUCCGUUCCGAUUCUCUAAAGACCCACAUCAUUCCUGGCCUUAACCCGAAGCGAUCUCAAACAUUUCCCGGCAUUGUUGUCUCAUCGCCGGAGCAUCAUGAUCACCUUCAUGCGAGAAUGCGAAAGUUUGGAGGGACGAGAACAAACUCCUGGCGAAGCGAAGAGCGGUGGAGCUCGAUGGCCCAUGAAGGAGCUGGAGAGGAGGGAGCCGUCGGAUGGUUUCUCAACUUUCAAAGAGUCAGAGUUGCAGUGAUGGCCGAGGGUUUCUUGUAUCGGAGCAACUUCGUGGAGGAGGGGGGGGGCAAGGAAACAACUCUGGUGUACAGCAGAGUCGAAGAAUUCAUGGAGAGGGAGAGGACGGACAUGCUGGAGGACCGGAUCGUAACGUUCGCGUUGAGGUGUAAGGAAUUUGACUUGGCCUGUCUGCUGCUGCGGGAUCGGCCGAGCGCGAAAUUCAUCAGUAUACUAGAGAUGAAGGACGUGAUGGUUGUGUGGGGGAUUACGCUGAAAGAAAGUCUGCAGCUCUGUCAGAUGCUGGAGGUGUCCCAGGUACCAUCAGCUGCUGACUUUGAUGAGGGACAUGUCGGGAGGAGGAGAGUGGCGAUUGGGAUGUUGAGCAGAGCAUUUGAGGAGAAGAAGUUGUUCACUCAUUUGAACUACACGCCCCCGAGCAUGUCAGCUGUAGCAAUUGCUCUGUUGCAGAAUGAGGAGGAGGGGGAGGAGGAGAGGGAGGAGGAGGCAGCGGAUAGCUUGAGGAGCUCACAUUCCACCUUCGAGCCCCCGAUCAUAGAGGAAGUUUGUCGUUCAGGGGAAGGUGUCACAACUGACCAACAACGGCAGGAGCAGAAAUUCAUCUCAUUGCAAGAUGGUAUCUGGCAGGAGGUACUUCAUGCGGUCAUGAUCAGCAAUGGGAUGGGUGAGGAUGAAGCGGCUCUGAGGGUGUCAGCCUUCUCGAUUGAGGCCCGAGUCAGACAGCACGGAGAUUCACUCAGGAGGAAAGUUGGAGACGAGAUCUUCUGGAGAGAUCAGGUCCCGCUCCAGCUCGCUUCCGACGUCACAGGGGAUAGCAAGGCACAAGACACGUCUCGGCCGAGAUUCAUCUUUGAUGACUUCAUAGCAACUCGAGCAGCUCUUAGACGAUCUUUGGAGUUCUGCAUCCUACUUCUCUCAUCAUCGCAGAUCUGGUAUCCUGCCGAGUGA
Molecule: messenger RNA, 1866 nt
Organism: Guillardia theta CCMP2712
Lineage: Eukaryota; Cryptophyceae; Pyrenomonadales; Geminigeraceae
Exons: 11
Coding region: 1-1866 (621 amino acids)
Source: RefSeq, a predicted model, not a curated record